Molecule: messenger RNA, 6472 nt
Organism: Megachile rotundata (alfalfa leafcutting bee)
Lineage: Eukaryota; Metazoa; Arthropoda; Insecta; Hymenoptera; Megachilidae
Gene: MESK2
Product: misexpression suppressor of KSR 2
Source: RefSeq, a predicted model, not a curated record
CCCAUUGACCAGUCCGUGGUCUGAGUCGUGUAUUCGGGCCAAUAGUAAUCGUGCGGUGCCUUUGAGAACACGGUACGGUCUCUCUCGUCAGUCUGGUUGUGGUGCGUUUUCACACGUCACGUCGGGACAGAGAAGGGCAUACGAGGAAGGGAACAUAAUCGAAAGAGCAGGAAUCGUAGCGUCGUUGUUCCAACGAUUUGAAAAGAUCAAAAGAAAGUCGUGAUCUGUCCGGCGAAGACCGCGAAAGGUCCGGAGACAGGGAUUCCCUAAACGCUCUUUACACUCGCCUAACCGCGUCUCUGUUUCCGUACGACCGUGUUCGACAACCGCGGAGAAGCUGCAACUCUUUUUCGGUACCAGGAUUCCGCAGCAGGAGUCGCGCAAGACGAGCAACAGCAACCAAGAGGCCAGUAAAGGAGAGGACGCGUUUGGGCGAAGAAACGCGUCAGAGGUAGAUCCACCGCAACGGUGGACGGGAUUCUCGACGAAGACGACGUCCUAGUUGGUCGUCUGACCGGGUAGGCUUUCAUCGUGGGCGAACAACAGCCUGCAAAAAGUUCGCCAUGCCGGCAGGUAUUGGCGCUUCGUACAGGUCGUUAGGCGACCUGGGCGAAAAUGUGUACAAAAGCACGACGAUCGUCGACCAAACGCAGACCACCGGACAGAGCGUCCUCGAGAGCGUCAAGAAGGCUUUCAGUUUCGCGUCGCCCAAGGUCGAGCUCAGGAAAAAGGACCCGCUGAUCGAGGACCGCCGUGAGAGCGUCUCGAUCGUCUCAAGGGAAAGAAACAGGAUGCCGACCGCCGCCACAGCCGAGGAAUCAGCACUUCUGGGCACGAUGCCUUCAGAUAGCAUGGAUGACAUCGAAUUGAAAAAUAUUCAGCUUCAAUUCCCGGCGCUAAGAUACUUGUCCAAAGACGACAGUUCUGUUCGAGAGGAAAGGGUGGAAACUGACAGAGGAAGUUUACUGGUGGCUGUGCAAGGAAAUCGAGCGAAACCUGCCAUUCUCACUUAUCACGACUUAGGCCUUAACUAUAUAUCGAGCUUCCAAGCAUUCUUCAAUUACAUCGACAUGAGAGUUUUACUCGAAAACUUCUGCGUCUAUCACGUGAACGCACCAGGUCAAGAAGAAGGUGCUCCAACAUUACCUGAGGACUAUAUUUAUCCGUCCAUGGACGAGCUGGCUGAACAGCUGCUCUUCGUUUUGGGUCAUUUUGGCCUGAAAUCCGUAAUUGGUUUCGGUGUCGGUGCUGGAGGCAAUAUACUGGCAAGAUUUGCACUUGCCCAUCCUGAGAAGGUCAAUGCCCUGUGCUUGAUAAACUGCGUAUCGACACAAGCAGGUUGGAUCGAGUGGGGUUAUCAGAAGCUGAACGUUCGCCACCUGAGAUCUCAAGGCAUGACUCAAGGUGUUCUCGACUACCUUAUGUGGCAUCAUUUUGGCAGGGGCACGGAGGAGAGGAAUCACGAUCUCGUGCAGGUUUACAAGAAUUAUUUCGAGCGUCGUGUGAAUCCAACGAACCUGGCGUUAUUCAUCGACAGUUAUGUUCGUCGUACAGAUCUGAACAUCACGAGGGAAUUAGAUCCGACACGUAAGAAGGAAGGUCUUACGCUCGGUGUACCUGUCAUGAAUAUCACAGGUGCUUUGAGCCCGCACGUCGACGACACUGUGACGUUAAAUGGACGAUUAGACCCAACGAACAGCUCUUGGAUGAAGAUUUCUGAUUGCGGAAUGGUACUGGAGGAACAGCCGGGCAAAGUAAGCGAGGCCUUCCGACUAUUUCUGCAGGGCGAAGGAUAUGUGGUGAGAUCCCCGCGGAAGCCCGUGACGCCGACAACACCCGAAGUGGCACCACUAUCACCACUGAAAAUGGCUGACUACAGACAGGCUUCCCUCGAGGGAUUAAAUCACGUUUGCAGUAAGAAAAUCGACUGGCCCACCGCGACCAUACACAUCACCGAGAAUCCCAUAUCGGAGGCGGUCGUUUGUUAAAUUUCUUGUCGACAAAUCCUCACCAUUCCCAUUGAUUGUUCACGAACGACAGACCACGCGAGCACUGAAAAUCCACGCGAAUCGAACGUUGAGUUUUUAAUCCAUGGUUUCGUCGGGGCAACGAUCAACGACGUGGCUCUAAACGUUUUUUAAUCUUCGUUCAUCGACUUUUAAUUUUAAUCGUAAUUUUAAUUCCGUCGAUUCCUUUUUCUCUCUAUUUAUGAAUUUACGUGUUAAGAUCUGUGCAAGUUCGAACCAAUUGUUUCGAAGGUACAACUUAAUUUCCAGCGGUUAUUUUAGUUACGAUCUGCUUGUUUCGUGUUAGGAAUAGUUAAGCUAGCUCCGUAGUUUUUAUUUUAUGUUUAAGAAGCGUUUUUAUCGAUCGGAUGAUACUAUACAUGUCGAAGCCGUUCGCAAGAAACUUCCAAACGUUCAGCAACAAUUCGGAAGACAUUCACUUUUAAAACCGACGACAAUUCUCGCGAUUUCACUCGACGAUUUUUACUCUUGUUAUCUACGAUAUCUCUUUGUUCAGCGGAACAGCGUAUCUUUUUAAAAAUUCAACGAACCCAUCGCCGUCAUCGACGGCCGUUUUAACAGCUGAAACACACGGGAUUACACAAACGUGCAAUUAUCCUGGACUCGUGAAAAAUCCGACAACAUUUUCAUUCGCAUCGGUUAGCGCGGAUAACGAUUCUCGUACAACGUCGCAAACAACGAAACCACGGUUUUGCGUGGGAUGCAAAAGUAACAUGAAAUCAUGGUUGUUACACAACGUACGUAGAAUUCGAACGAGAAAUGGUAUUCAACGUGUUCACCUCUUAAUGCGCACGGUAUACAUUUAUCAACGACGAUCAUAACAUUGACCGAACGGUUCGAUCGAUUCUAAAAGAACGUUUGUGAAAAAAAAGUAAAAAAAAAGAAGAAGAAGAAGUUAAGUUGCAAUAGAACACGAAUUCGUGUGUGUGUGCAGCACUGCAUCGUAGAGAAGCGCGCACUACUGCUUUCCGUGUUCAGAAGAAACGAGAAAACGAUGGUAGGUUGCCAUAAUCGGGUUGUCAAGUUGGUGGAAAGACUUACGCACAUCCGAGAUACUUAUUUGCAAGCUCAGACACAAAACAGCGUGACGUCUUUUUAUAAAUUUGGACCACAGACUUAUAUAGAUGGGCUACGAUGUUAAUGAAAACUGAAGGCGACAAUGAAGGAUAGAGACAUAUAAGUGUCAUGAUGGAUAAAUUAUGAAAUAUAAUGCAGUGAUUUUAUCAUUCAAAUACACUCAUUCUUAUUCAAACCUCAAACUUGACUAAUAACUUUAUCGUUUAAAUUUAUUUAUUUUUGAGCAAAUAUCAAAUCUAGUGUAAUCUUUACCUUAAACCGAACCUAACUUCAAUUCAAUGUUAUAUUAAUAAAAAUGAACUAUACUAGCACAAGUCGAGCAAUCCUAAUCUAACCAUAAUAAUCUUAUAACCAACCUUAUUUAUUCCUAACCUAGCUUAAAUUAAUGCAAUCCUAACCUAACCCUAUUUAACCCAUCGUUCAGAUCUAUAUAUUUACAUUUAAACUUCAAACUAAACACAUAAUUUUGCCGUGCAUUUGAACUUGUAAUCUACCUUUAAACAGGAAUAAUUGAAUUUAAGUGAUAAAGUGUACCAGAUUGGGUUAGUAGUUUGAAUGAGAUAAAACGAGAAUUGAGUGAGAAAUGUUACUACACCAUUCAUUCUAAUUCGUUUAAUAAUUGUACCGAACAAACUUGUCAAUACCGAUAUUUAUCGAGUCGCGCAUUAAAAAGAGAGCCAACAACCAUGACUAUAAUCUCUCUCGUUCGUGCGAACUUCAAAGCGUAGUAUAUCUACAUAAGUCUAUGAUCUGAACCCGUCCAAGGCGCGCCUACUAAAGUUUUCGAACGAAGAUCGAAUCGCUUGCGUUCAUCUCGAAUUUGUUACCGAUUUCGCGUCGCGAUGGAUCGAUGCUCGGUCGGUAAGGUAGCUCACACGAUAAUGGAGCAACAUCGAACAAGAAUCGAUAAUAGAAAUAAAGGAAAGAAGCGACGAGACUAACGAGAAAAAAAGGUAGGUAUCGGUAUUAGAGUAACCUUCGAUGACUUCGCUUGUUCGUUAUCAUCCACGGAACUUUUGAAGUGGUGAAAUGCAAAAAAGCCUAAAAAAAAAGCAAUUCGGCUGCGACGAGCGGCCGUUCGUGUUCUCUCGUAGGCCUGCACGUGUGAUAUGUGCUUCGUGUUAAAGCGGGAAACUCGUACGAGGACGUCGCGCAUUAUUAAAGUCCUCGGUGAUCGAGUUCGAGUCCCGCGAAACGUUUCCUCGACGGCAAACAGGGAGGAACGUUGGUUCAUUUGUUUGCGCUCGCGCACCGUUCGCACCCUUUCCUUAGUUCGAGGCGUUUAGACGAUACAUACAUAAAUUAGAAGAGUAUGCGUGCGUGCGUGCACGGGAUACGGAGAAAAAGAAGAAACGAAUGUGUUAAGAGUAUGUCUGCGAGAGUUACGUAGAGGAAGGAGGGUCGUAGAUAGUCGUUAAAAGAAAUAAAGAAUGCAACAGAGAAAAUAAAAAACAAAGGAGUAUCUGGUCCGGUACCUCAAUACGGUUCUACCAGGCUUCUUAAAGCCUUUAGCGUGAUAUGAUAAGACGUGCCUGCUACAUGAUGUCGUACGUAGCUUUCGAAAGUUUCAACGCCUUUAGUUUUCUAUGCGAUUCCCGUACGUCCUGGAUUUUCCCUAUUUUCGCGCGCCCCUUAACGAAGCGUUAACGCUACAUUCAUGGUAAUAAUCGCCACGAAAUUGCACGUCGACCCUCGGAACUAAAUGUUCGACAUUUUUUACAUAUCUCUACUUCGAACGAUCGAUCUAUUUGUAAAUCUCUGCAGACACUUUUCUGUUCGAGGAUCCAAUGAGAAUCGUUCAUUUUAUUUUUCACGAAAUUUCGGUAACAAUUUUUGGCAACGUAGUACGGCAUUUACGACCAUCAAUGGCGUGUACUGUGGACAUCGGGGUUGCUAUGUGGAUUUCUUUCGGUUAAUGGGCAGAUGGAUUCGAAAGAAAUCGAAAUUGAACCUGAAAGUUUCUAAAUUUUCAAGUUUACAAUUUCUGAAUUUCUAUCUCUGAUUUCUGAAUUACAUUUGAAUACUUUUCUGAACCUUCAAACUUCUAUAUUGUAAAAAUUUCAAAAUUAAUCUUAAACUUUGAAAAUUUCUGUUCUAAAUCUUCACUUCUAAAUUGUUCUAGACUACAUGGUCUAGUACAAAGUUAGUUGACGUUUGAUCCUUUGAUAUCUGUGUUGCCAUUUCCCUAAGGAAGUCCAUUCACUCCAGCGUACACGAGCAGAGAUGAUGUUCCCCGCUCGGGGAGCAAGUACGAACGAUAUUAACCGGAAUCAAAGGAGAUGCGCGAAAACACGACGAAAGUCACGACAAAAAGGACGUAUCGAGGGACGAAAAGGUUUAAUCGUUUCGUGUAAAAGAGAGUUUAUAAACAGAGCGAAUAUAUUAUAGAUGUAUACCUAUGGCGCGUUAUUUAGGCCGGCGAAUUGAGACAGAUAGUAGUCGACAGCUUAGUAUUAGAAAAUUUCAGGCGAUUUCCGAUUCGAAAGGAUUGAAGGUAUGCACGCAUUAAUCAUUGCUAAACGCGAGCGCUAUCAGAGUAACGUAGUUUUUAAGGACCACCAAUAAAUACCUGCAUACAUACAUACACACACAUACACAUACAUGUACACGAAUACCAGUACCACAACCAUUAAUCCCUUCGUUUCCACGUCGCUCUUGGAAUUGCAUUAUAGAAACAUUCAAGAACGGAUUAGGUCCACGUUCAAUAAAAAAAAAAACUCGCAUUUUUACCCUUCCAUUAAUUGUAUUUGAUUGAACAUAUCGUGGAUAAGUGUGAUACCAGUACAUUGUACGACCGUUCAACGAUCUAAUCGUAAUCUUUGAUCUUUCAUUGAAGAUUUUCACGAGACGCAUAUCAUUAGUACGAAUUAAUUUACCAAUUCGAUUGAUUAUGACGGUAAAGAAGAAAAAAAUCGAUGAUGGUUUGAUCCGAGGAAUUCUAUGUAUAUCGUGUCUCUAUUUUAAUUGAGACGCUAACGGUGAUUGAAUGUCUAUAACGCUCGAAGGGUCGCGAAACUGACGUCGUUGUUGGUUACGAAGGGUUUAAAAGAAAUUCAUUUGCACACGAUCGAUCACAAAAUCGGUAUAAAACGCCACUACAAUCUCGCGGGUGGAUGUUUCCUUGAGGUGCUAUAAAGAUUUUUGCCUUCGUUGCAAAUCUCCGAUCCCUCGCGCAGUAUCAUCAGAUAGAUUGUAGCGGAAAUAUGUUAUUGACAACAACUCAAAGUAAAACAAGGUAUAGUACAGUAAGCGAAGUAAACUUAGACGGAGCUUGAGUAUAUAUAUACAUAUAAAUAUACAGGUUAAACAACACGUGCGCACCGAAUAUACAUCUUGUUAUUUAUAAUAAACGAAUAUAAAAAACGAAA